GCGGCGCCGGGAGCCGCCACCAUGGGCAGCGCGGGCGCGCAGGAGCCGGGCAAAGAAGCAAUAGAGGUGAAAAUCCCACAGAGUCACCAGGAUGUGAUGCCCAAUGAUGAGCAGUAAUUACUGCAGCAACUCUUCAGCCAGCAUGAGUGUCAACGAAAUGUCUGCCUUCCCUCUGACUUUAGAGCAAAAAACUGGCUUUGCCUUUGUGGGGAUUUUAUGUGUUUUCUUGGGACUUCUAAUUAUCAGAUGCUUCAAAAUCUUGCUAGACCCUUACAGUAGCAUGCCUUCUUCUACCUGGGAAGAUGAAGUUGAGGGGUUGGAUAAAGGGACAUUUGAAUAUGCUCUUGCAUGA
Molecule: messenger RNA, 352 nt
Organism: Rhea pennata
Lineage: Eukaryota; Metazoa; Chordata; Aves; Rheiformes; Rheidae
Gene: CTXN2
Product: cortexin 2
Exons: 2
Coding region: 104-352 (82 amino acids)
Source: RefSeq, a predicted model, not a curated record